AUGCGCACUUUUUUACAGGGUCGUAUAAUCGACUUAGUAAAAAUUAAUGCAACAAAUUUUACUCGUGUAACUUUUUUGGUGUUUGAUGAAGCUGAUCGAAUGUUUGAUAUGGGUUUUGAGGCACAAGUGCAGUCUAUAUCGGAUCACAUACGUCCUGAUCGGCAGUGUCUGAUGUUUAGUGCGACAUUCAAAAGUAAGGUAGAAAAAUUGGCCCGAGAAGCGCUUACUGAUCCUGUUCGCAUUGUGCAAGGAGAAGUUGGCGAGGCAAAUUCUGAUGUUAUACAAACGAUUGAAGUGCUAGAAAAUGCAGAUGCGAAAUGGCAGUGGUUGUUAAAUCAUCUUGUGAGAUUUUCAUCCGUGGGAAAAGUUCUCAUUUUUGUGACGAAGAAGAUACAUGCUGAGGAUGUAGCGAAUGGUUUGCGUGUGAAAGAUUUUAAACCUAUAUUAUUGCAUGGUGACAUGUUGCAAGCAGAGCGUAAUGAGAAAUUGCAAGCCUUUCGGAAAGAUGCAAACAUUUUGGUUGCUACAGAUGUGGCUGCCCGUGGUCUGGAUAUUCCGGAGAUUAGAACAGUAAUAAAUUUCGACCUGGCGCGCGAUAUCGAUACUCAUGUACAUCGGAUUGGUAGGACGGGACGUGCAGGUCAAAAAGGUUGGGCAUAUACUUUGGUGCAAGAGAGCGACAGAGAAAUGGCUGGACAUUUAGUAAGGAAUCUCGAGAGUGUCAAUCAGAUCGUGCCUGAAUCGUUACUCCAAUUGGCAAUGAAAUCACCAUGGUUCCGUAAUUCUAGGGAAAGAGGAGCAAGCCGACCACAACAAAGACUCGGAUUAGGAUAUAAGCCAAAAACGAAAGGUCCGCGUACCGAUACAGCUACUACUAACAUAGCUAGAGCUUUAAAUUUUGAUGGAAGUCAGAAAGAGGUGAAGAAUGUACUCGAUAUGGCAAAAGCUACUGAUGGGUCUACAAAUCGUUUGCAGGCUAUGAAAGCUGCUUUCAAGUCUUCGUUUAGCAGUACGUUUCGACCAUCAUCUAGCGAUGAAUGGGCAACAAGUAGAGCCCCAGCAACUGAUCCAACCCCAGAUUGGAAACGAAAACUUGAAGAAGCUGCCGAAGCUGUUAACCGACAAGUUGCAGCUUCGAUUAAUAGUGAUUUUAAUAUUCAUGAAGGAAGCUGCAAAAAAAGUGCUGGCUCUAGUGACGGUCCAACUUUUGGCAGCAAGAAGAGAUCACGGUGGCACUGAUCUGUGAGGCAUAUAUUCAGUAGCUACUGUUUAUUGUAUUUUAUACAUUGAUAAUAAAAAUAUGGUCUUUUGAAAUGUUGUAGAGGAACGGCAGAAAAUCUUGUAACGAGCAACCGUUUAUGAUUAUGC
Molecule: messenger RNA, 1368 nt
Organism: Loa loa (African eye worm)
Lineage: Eukaryota; Metazoa; Nematoda; Chromadorea; Rhabditida; Onchocercidae
Product: DEAD-box ATP-dependent RNA helicase 24
Exons: 9
Coding region: 1-1239 (412 amino acids)
Molecular function (GO): ATP binding; RNA helicase activity; RNA binding
Source: RefSeq, a predicted model, not a curated record